Molecule: messenger RNA, 5701 nt
Organism: Sus scrofa (pig)
Lineage: Eukaryota; Metazoa; Chordata; Mammalia; Artiodactyla; Suidae
Gene: CANT1
Product: calcium activated nucleotidase 1
Biological process (GO): proteoglycan biosynthetic process
Molecular function (GO): GDP phosphatase activity; calcium ion binding; UDP phosphatase activity
Source: RefSeq, a predicted model, not a curated record
GCGUGUGGCCCGGAGGUGGGGCGAGCGCGCCGGGCGGAAGUCGGCCGCCCGCUUGGUCCGGCACUUUCCGCAGCGAGGCCCCGCUGUCCGCGGGCCCCGGAGCCGCCCGCACCGGGUCCCGCCUGCCCUUCAGUCUGAUGCCCGCCCAGCCCUCCACCCCCCUGGAAUGGAAUGAGUCUAUGCACUCGCUCCGGAUCAGCGUGGGGGGCCUUCUGCUGGCGUCCAUGACCAAGGCCGCAGACCCCCGCUUCCGCCCCCGCUGGAAGGUGAUCCUGCCAUCCUUCCUGGGUGCCGCUGUCCUCUGGCUGCUCUACGCCCACCGCCCGCCCCCCGGCCGACCCCCUGCACCCAACGCCCACAACUGGAGGCUGGGCCAGGCGCCCACGGACCGGUACAAUGACACCUACCCUCUGUCUGCCCCCCAGAGGACGCCAGGGGGGACUCGGUACCGGAUCGCUGUCAUCGCUGACCUGGACACGGAGUCGAGGGCCCAGGAGGAGAACACCUGGGUCAGUUACCUGAAGAAGGGCUAUCUGACCCUGUCUGACAGUGGGGACAGGGUGGCCGUGGAGUGGGACCAAGGCCACGGGGUCCUGGAGUCCCACCUGGCGGAAAAGGGGCGGGGCAUGGAGCUGUCGGACCUGAUCGUCUUCAAUGGGAAGCUCUACUCCGUGGACGACCGGACAGGGGUUAUCUACCAGAUCGAGGGCUCCAGGGCCGUGCCCUGGGUGAUUCUGCCCGACGGCGACGGGACCGUGGGGAAAGGCUUCAAAGCCGAGUGGUUGGCUGUGAAGGACGAGCACCUGUAUGUGGGCGGCCUGGGCAAGGAGUGGACCACCGCCACGGGGGAGGUGCUGAACGAGAACCCGGAGUGGGUGAAGGUGGUGGGCUGCAGGGGCAGCGUGGACCACGAGAGCUGGGUGUCCAGCUACAACGCCCUGCGGGCCGCCGCCGGCAUCCGGCCACCAGGCUACCUCCUCCACGAGUCUGCCUGCUGGAGCGACACGCUGCAGCGCUGGUUCUUCCUGCCACGCCGGGCCAGCCACGAGCGCUACAGCGAGAGGGACGACGAGCGCAGGGGCACCAACCUGCUGCUGAGCGCCACCCAGGACUUCAGCGACAUCUCCGUCCGCCACGUCGGGGAGGUGGUGCCCACACACGGCUUCUCCUCCUUCAAGUUCAUCCCCAACACUGACGACCAGAUCAUCGUGGCCCUCAAGUCUGAGGAGGACAGAGGCCAGAUCGCCACCUACAUCAUGGCCUUCACGCUCGACGGGCGCUUCCUCCUGCCCGAGACUAAGAUCGGGAGUGUGAAGUACGAGGGCAUAGAGUUCGUCUGACCCCAGGAAAACCGAGCUGGUGAGCGAGGCCCAGGGCUGGCCCGUCUAAGCUACAUCAGGACUCAGAGUUUAAAACCUGAGGACACCACUUUUAUGUGGUGUUUAGUUGAGGCUUUAGUUUCUCGAUUUGGAACCCUGAGGUGUGUGCCUGGUUCAGAGCUUUCUGGAGUCGGGAGCUUAGUCCCCGCUGAGCUGUGGAUGCUCGGAAGGGCAGGGGCCAGGGUCCUGGGCCGGCGGCCGGACGCUUCCCUGCGCUGCCAUCUGGUGGUAGAAGUUGGUCAUUGCCGGCAUCUCGGUUCAAGGCCUGUCCUGAUGCCACCCUUUCCUCCAGCUGACCUCCCUUUUUUUCUUUCCAUUUGGUCUUUUGUUCAAUAAAUAUUUCUUGAGCUCCUACUGUGUGUCAAGCACUGUGCCUCCUCUGGGAGCACAGCAGUGAGUCUGAGGUGAACCUGCCCUCAGGUGCUCCCAGGCCCCCCCCCUUCCUCCUGAACCUCAGGCAUGCAGCCCAGCCUCCCAAGCCCUUGGAGAAGAGCCUGCUUACACUGCAGAACAUCAGCAGGCCGUGAGAGCCGGGGGCAGGCCUCUGGGGACACGUGCACCAGAGGACUGCAAGUGGGGGGCAGGCUCCCCAGCCCCACAUCAGACGGCUCCCGUCAAGUGGCCAACCCCGUUUGCAGUCAUCAGGAAAAUUCUGUGGCUGUGUAGCACUUUGAAGUUUUAAUUAUUAACAUAUAUUAAUGACAGUAGUUUCCCUUCUUAUAAAAUGGAAUCGCCAAGUCUUAGCAGAGCAGAGUCUUGCAGUCAACAAAUUCAUUCCAAGAAAUGGCAGUUAAGCAGUUCCAGUUGGCAAGGCACUUCCAGGCGUUUCUUAGUCCUUGGCCCAAGGACACCAAGCUGAGGGUGAGGAUGCUUGGCCUUUUCCUCGCGACUGUCAGAAACGCCACGCCUUUGAAGACUGCCGCGAGUGACUGGAAUUUGUACUUCCUGCCCGAGUGGGGCCCUGGGUUCUGGCGGCCCUGCACCAGCACGGGCGCUGGGCGCCUUUACCGGAGGUGCGGAUGGGCCUGCCUGGCGCUGCAGUGUCUGUCUUUGCUUUCGCCUCUUCCCUGGGGGAGUUUUGCAGUCUCUUCUCCCUGGAACCCUUCAUGCACACCUCGACGUGUCUCGGUCCCUGUGGCCUCUUCUCCACGAUCCAGGGUGAAGGCAGAGGGUCCGGUGCAGAGGUCGGCCAGAGCGGAAGCCGACAAGGGCAGCUGCCAUCAGCCUGUGGUGCCCUCGCGCAGAAGCUACCUCACCCCCAGCAGAAUGUAGAGUUGGUGAUGGUGGGGCGGGGGCGGGGGGGGGGGCGGCUCUCAGGCUCUGGCUGUCACCAUGCGGACCCCGUUUCACCGACUUCUCCCACUUCGAACCUCUGACACCGCCGCUUGGGGGAGCCAGGAAGGACCCCUUGUUCUUGCGCUGGUUGUGUUCCUUCAUCUAUGAAACAAGUCACAGAAGAACAGAAAACAAGCUUUUUGAACGUGACACACUUCUCCAGAACUGGCUGUCACUGGACAUAGCCCGAAAGCUUCCUGACCCACCUCCUCGAGGAAGGUCCAGGACAUUGGGCUUGUGUGGUUUUCAAAAUACGGAGAUGGCAUCAGGACGGUUGGAGGACUCGGGGUAGUCACUGAGCUGAGACCCACGGCCAAGGCGCCCCGAAGCACCCCUUCCACACGGUCGAGGAUUUUCAGUUAUUUUAAAUCUAGCCUUGACACUCUGCUGCUCUAAGGUUAAUGAUUGUUUUCCUUCCUACUGGAGCCAUUGUUUUGUAAACAAUAAAGUGAAUUCUCUUUGUCUUCUGGUCUGUAUUGGCUAUUCAGGGAAGGACGCGCUCCCUCGGGGGAUGGGAGGUGGUCCUGGCGAGGAGCAAGCCGGAGCCUUCUAGGCACAGGCCUCCGAUGUGCCAUGAGAGUUCCUGGGACAGGGACCCAUGGACCUUUGCUGACUAAGGCUUUCUGGAAACCGUGUCACCUAGCCCAACUUUUCCUGAAGUCUGAAGAUGCGCCUUUGAUCAGAGGGGUUAAGUGGCUCUAAGAGUAACCAUUGUGGCUCAGUGGGUUAAGCACCCGAUGCAGUCUCUGUGAGAAUGUGGGUUCAAUCACUGGCCUCGCUCGGUGGGUUAAGGAUCCCGCGUUGCUGCAGGCUGUGGCAUAGGUCGCAGAUGCGGCUCAGGUCCAGGGUUGCUGUGGCUGUGGUGUAGGCCGGCUGCUACAGCUCCAAUUUGACCCCUAGCCUGGGAAUGUCCAUAUGCUGCAGGUACGGCCUUAAAAAAAAAGAACAUAGGCUCUGAGUCACCCCCUGAUUCCAGUCCUGGCUCUGACACUUCCAUGUAAUCAAGGGUGAGCGUAACGGAGCCACUUCACAGAGCUCUCGUGAACAGUAAGUGAAUCCAUACACAGAAGGGGCGUAGAAAAUUACCUGACACUUACCUAUCCCCCACGCACCCAUUUUGUUGGACGUACCGGAGAUUGGAGCUCCCGUGAGAGGUCUGAACUGGUGUGGGUGUCAUUACGGUGCCUGAUGGGCCUUCGGAACAAAGGAGAUCAUCCCGCAGGACCCACUGGGCCCAGGAUGCCCUGAGAGGCUGGUAAAGGAGAGGCCUUUUCUGGAGGACAUCGGGGUGGGUGGAAUCACCCUCCUUCUCCAUCCCUCUGCCCUGCUCUGCGUCCCCAGAGGCUGCCUGAGUCACACCCGUUAGUGCCCUCUGGAUGGGCCCAGACUGGCAGAAGGUGAGGGGUGAGCUGGGAGGCCCCGGUUCCCUCCCCAGGGCUGCCUCCUGCACUGCCGCUGUCCCUUCCGACCCAGGAGUGGCCAUAGCUCCAGAUCCCAGCUGCACCUGUGGUGUCCCUACCCCCGGUUACGCACGCCUUAUAAAGAGCCGCCUGUUUCCUGUGGGGACCGGGACAGCCAGGGAAGAGGGUCAACCAGCAAGCUCUGCAGAAGGUCAAGUACAAGGGUCUGAGGCAUGUCCGUGGGCCGAGCCCCGAGGGGACGUGGUGUUCUUGGCGAUGCUCUGGAGAACAGUCCCAGGAGGCGGGUGGGAUGGGAAGCUGGAGUUCGUCGGCUGAGGCCAGAGCAGCAAGUGAGGAGCAGCGCAGGAGGAAGGAGGGGUCGGAAAUCAGCUCUUGACUUUUAAGAAGCUGAAGUACACUGGACUUCAGCAACUCAUGCCUGCCUGGCUCUCAGGCAUGCAAUUAAAGGUCUCCCAGGACAGGGGUGGAAAAAAUGAGAUUAAUUUCCUUCCAAGUGGUAAUCCCGUCUUCUUAUGCUUUAAAUUGGUAAAUUUCAAGGUAAAUUGCACCUUAAUCAAAUUGUUAAAAGAUUUGAGCAAAGCAAAAGCAAAAUGCCCUCACGCAAAAGAAAAUUCCAAGCCCAAAUGGUAAAUUGUGCCAAGCAUUUAAGGAAGAGGUCGUAACAAACCAACACAAAAUCCUCCAUGAUUUUAAGAACUGGGAGCUCCUCCCAGUUCGUUUUAUGAGGACACCACCACCCCGAUACUAAAAGCAGACAAGUAUAAAAGAAAAAUAUAGACCAGUGUCUCAUGAACAUAGAGGCAAAAAUCCUUGGCAAAAAUUUAGCCAGUUGAAUCCAGGAACAUUCAAAAAUGAAAUGUCACACUUCAUGACAAAGUGCGAUUUACUCCAAGAAUGCAAGUUUGGUUUAAUAUUCUAAAAUCCACAUCAUUUACCACGUUAAGAGCUAAGAAGGAAAAACGAUAUAAUCUCAAAAGACACAGGAAAGGCAUUCGACAAAAUCCAGUACUCACUUUUGAUGUAAAAACAAGCAGAACACUUUUAGUAAACUAGGAAUAAACGGAACUUCUUAUCAACCAUUCUUUAAUUUUUUUAAAUGUGCAUUAAAAAAAAAAAGGAACUUCUUUAAAGGGCAUCUGUGAAAAACCUGCAGUUAACGUCAUUCUUCAUAGGGAAAGACUGUUUCUCCUUUGAAGCCUGGGAGUAAGGCAAGAAUGUUAGCUUUCUCCGCUGUUUCCCUGCCACUGAACUUUUUAUUUUGAAGUCAUUUUAAACCACGAAGAAGUUGCACACAGGUGUAGUGCUGCUGUGUUCCCUUCAUGCAGCUUUUUCCAGGGACAGCCUCUCACUACGCACUCAUCAUUUUGAUUGGCCCGCUGUCCUAUGGGAGGUCCCAGACCGUGCAGUUAGGCAAAAAAAUCUUUAGAUUGGAAAAGAAAGAGUAUAACUGGAGUUCCAGGGUGGCUCAGCAAGUUCAAGAUCCAGUGUGGUCCCUGCUCUGUGGCUCAGGUUCAAUCCCUGGCCUGGGAAUUUGCACAUGCUGUGGGCGUGGCCAAAAAAAAAAAA